Sarcophilus harrisii (Tasmanian devil) is the source of this 2816-nucleotide messenger RNA. Its product is annotated as zinc finger protein 260-like. The record is from RefSeq and is a predicted model, not a curated record. Gene Ontology annotation, biological process: regulation of transcription by RNA polymerase II. Lineage: Eukaryota; Metazoa; Chordata; Mammalia; Dasyuromorphia; Dasyuridae. Gene Ontology annotation, molecular function: RNA polymerase II cis-regulatory region sequence-specific DNA binding; DNA-binding transcription factor activity, RNA polymerase II-specific. The coding region runs from base 121 to 2469 and encodes 782 amino acids. The transcript has 4 exons.
CUUCCGCACCGGUUGGAACCCACUCUUGUGGCAGAGCUUGGAAAUCUGCCUCCUCCUGGGGAGCAGCCUCUCCCCCACUGUCCCUGCCCUCAGAGCUCUCUCUCUCACUGUGGGCAGGACAUGAUGCAGUCUUGGCAGAGAAGGCUCAGACCCCGGCCUCCCUCUCUGGGCUCCCUCUCCCUCCCCAGCCCGGCUGGCAGAGGAUCCAAGCCCAGAACCAGAGACAUGGCCGCCAACAGCCGGAGCCCCUUGUCCCAGGAGAUGGUAUCAUUCAAGGAUAUUAUGGUGCACUUUACUGAAGAGGAGUGGGGCUUCUUGGACCCUUCUCAGAAGAAGCUGUACAAGGAGGUCACGCUGGAGAAUGUACAAAAUCUGCUGUCCCUGGAUGUAGAAUCUGGGUUGAGAGUAAAUGAGAUGAGUAAAAAGCUGGGAAUUUUUGUGAAAAAACAUGACCUGCAAAGGUUCAUGGAUGAUGGUCCCUGUGACUUCAAUUUGAAGGAAUUGCAUGAUUUGAAUCUCAAAGUAGAUAGAUAUCCAAAGAGUGAUUGUGAAUUGGAUGAAAUUGAAAAGAGAUUCCGAUGGACUUCUAUCCUAAAUCACUGUAAGAAAAUGAACUCAGGAAGUGAUUAUCUUCAAGGUAGUGAAUACAAGAAAUGCUUCACUGAAGAGGUAAAGCCAUUGGUUCCAGGUAAUCAAUGGGAUAUAGCUGUGAAAUGCAGUUCAGACCUCCAUGGUGAUCAGAAAAGUGAUACUGAAGAAAUGCUUUCUGUAAGUGAUAAAAGAGAGCCUAUCAGUCAGAACUCUAAUCUUCUUACUCAUCAGCAAAUGCAUAUUAGAAAAGAACCUGAUGAAAAUAAUGUAUGUGAAGCAACCUCAUCCUAUCUCUCAUCUCUUCCUUAUCACCCUGGAAUGAAAAGAUCUGGAUAUGAUCAGUGUGGGAAAGCCUUUGGUUGGAAUCCAGCUCUUGCUAGCCCGCAGAAGGCUCAUACUAGAGAGGUGUCUCAUGAAUGUUCUGACUGUGGGAGAGCUUUCUAUUGCAGAUCAUUCCUGCUUGACCAUCAGAGAAUUCACUCUAGAGAGAAGCCUUAUUUAUGUCUUCAGCGUGGAAAGCCUUAUAUAUGCAAUCAAUGUGGAAAAACUUUUACAGAUCUCUCCAGUCUAGCAAAGCAUAAGAAAACCCACAUUGGAGAGAAGUCUUAUGAAUGUAAUCAAUGUGGAAAGACUUUUAGAUCAAGCUCCUGUCUGGCUAAACAUCAAGGAAUCCACAUUGGAGAGAAACCUUUUAAAUGUAAUCAGUGUGGAAAGGCUUUCACAUUCUCUUCCAGUCUUGGUACACAUAAGAGAAUCCACACUGGAGAGAAACCUUUUAAAUGUACUCAUUGUGGAAUGGCUUUCACACAGAGUGCCCAUCUUGGUUUACAUCAGAGAAAGCACACUGGAGAAAAACCUUUUAAAUGUAGUCAUUGUGGAAAGGCUUUUAGAUGCAGCUCAAGUCUUGCUAGACAUCAGGGAAUCCACACUGGAGAGAAACCUUUUAAAUGUGAUCAGUGUGGAAAGGCUUUCAUAAGUAAUUACAGGCUUGUAGAACAUCAGAGAAUCCACACAGGAGAAAAACCUUUUAAAUGUAGUCAGUGUGGAAAGCCUUUCAUAAGUAAUUGUAGACUUGCAGAACAUCAGAGAAUCCACACUGGAGAGAAACCUUUUAAAUGUAAUCAAUGUGGAAAGGCUUUCAUAAGUAAUUACAAGCUUGCAGAACAUGAGAGAAUCCACACUGGAGAGAAACCUUUUAAAUGUAAUCAGUGUGCAAAGGCUUUCAUAAGUAAUUACAGGCUUGCAGAACAUCAGAGAAUCCACACAGGUGAAAAACCUUUUAAAUGUAAUCAGUGUGGAAAAGCUUUCAUAAGUAAUUACGGACUUUCAGAACAUCAGAGAAUCCACACUGGAGAGAAACCUUUUAAAUGUAAUCAGUGUGGAAAGGGUUUCAGAUUCUCCUCCAGUCUUGUUACACAUCAGAGAAUUCACACAGGUGAGAAACCUUUUAAAUGUAAUCAGUGUGGAAAGGAUUUCAUAAGUAAUUACAGUCUUGUGGCCCAUCAGAGAAUCCACACAGGAGAAAAACCUUUUAAAUGUAAUCAAUGUGGAAAGGACUUCACACGGAGUGCCCAUCUUUCUUUACAUUGGAAAAUCCACACUGGAGAGAAACCUUUUAAAUGUAGUCAGUGUGGAAAGGCUUUCAUAAGUAAUUACAGUCUUGUGGCCCAUCAGAGAAUCCACACAGGAGAAAAACCUUUUAAAUGUAAUCAGUGUGGAAAGGAUUUCACACAGAGUUCCAAUCUCACUUUACAUCAGCGAAUCCACACUGGAGAGAAACCUUUUCAAUGUAAUCAAUGUGGAAAGGCUUUUACAUCCAGCUCCCAUCUUGCUAAACAUCAGAAAAUCCACAUUGGAGAGAAACCUUUUAAAAUGUAAUUAAUGUUGAAAGAGUUAAAUGCAGCUCCCAUAUUGCCAAACAGUAUCCACAUGGGAAUGAAACCUUUAUUUUUGGUAAUUGUUGGAUUUUUCUUUUUCUAUUUUGGGUUAGAGAGGUUAGCAUUGGGAAAUGUACUAGCCAUAGGAUUGUCCUGCUCCUAAUUUUCUAAUCUAAAAGAAUAAGGAAGGCUUUAUUACAGUAAUGAGACAUGAAUAGAACAGAAAGACUGGGAAAGCUUUGAAAAAUGUUUUAUUAAAUUAAUUAGUACUCAAAAAAAUUUUUGUUUUGCAUAUUUGUUUGACAUUUUUUGUUUUGUGUAAAUUUAAAAUGUUCAUUUGAUUUCAUU